Molecule: messenger RNA, 4194 nt
Organism: Paramecium sonneborni
Lineage: Eukaryota; Ciliophora; Oligohymenophorea; Peniculida; Parameciidae
Source: the annotation of a GenBank genome assembly
AUGCAUAAAAAUUAUUUACCUGAAAUUCAAUAGUCUCAAUAACCCCAUCAUUUUGAAACUAAAGCUAAAUCUAAAAUGCAUUCACCUAGUUCUUCCAUUGAAUGGGAUCAAUUAAUUAAUACUUCCAUACCAAAUUCAUUCAAACAAUAAUUAAAUCCUAAAGGUUAAACAGUUAUCAAUUUAACUAAAUUGGGACCUUGUUCUGAUAUAUCAUAUCUUAGAUCCACUAAAAGAAACUUUGCUAAACUUGGAACUAGCAUUUAUAAAGAUCCUGAACUCUAAUAAACUGUAUAUUUUAUUGAAUAAAUUAGAAAUAUGACAAAAAUUUGUAAUCAUUUUAUAGCACUCUCUAUAAAAAAACUAAUAAUCGUAUUCCUUUUAAUACCAAUUUAGAAAAAGAAAGGUUUUAAGGUCAUUUAUUAGAUUUUACAGAACUUUUUCAAGAUAACAGUAGAGCAACAAAUCUAUAAAAAUACUUUGGGGAAAUUUUAAAAUUAGAAAUGUAAUAAUCAAUUCAAGAAAAAGAGAUGAUUCCACCAAAUAGACAAUAAGCUAUUGAUUUGAGAGAUUGGUUAUUUAUGAUGAUUGCAUAUACAAAAUAAGAAUGUUCAAAUAUGAAUACAAGAGAAUUAGCAGAAAGAAUAUAACUUAUUUAUGCUUCUUGUCUUAAAGAAUUAAUAAAGUAUAUAAUAAUAAUUAAAUAGAUAAGUGAGUAUUGAAUGUACAGAAAGAGGAGAUUUGCUUUAAACUGUUUGGGAUUUUUAUGUAGAAUUGAUUGGAUAAAUUAUUAAAUGUUAUUCAGAACAAUAGAGGGAAUCAGAAAAAUCUUAUUUAGAAUAAAUGUAAAGAAUAUAGAAUUUUCAUGAUUCUCAAAUGGAAAUUGCAAAACUCAGAUAUUAAGACUAUUAGAAUCAAAUUCUUAAAAUCAAAAAUGAAACUUCGGAUUCUAUUGAUGAAUUAAAUAUGAAUAAAGCUAAAAUGUUAUUAUUAACAUCAGAAAUGAGGUAAUUAAUAGAAACUAAUGAAAUUUAAAAAAAUGAAAUUGACUCUUUGCUUUUAUAAAUUAUGUUAUUAAAAACUUAAGAAAACAAUGAAAAUAAAAGAUUAGAAGAUUAAAAAAUUGAUGUUUAAUUAGCCAAAGGAAAAAGCAUUGUCUCACAUUUAUUAAAUUUUAGGGCUACUGCUGCUGAAUAUAAAUUCAAUAAAAAUAAAGUUAAAAAUACUAACUUUGAAAAAUUCGAAUAAUUAAGAGAAUAAGAAUAAUAACUUAAAAUUGAUUUAAUUCAUCAAUAAAUUUUAGAACCUGAAAUUGAAUAUUUAGAUUAAGAGAUAUAAGUUUAAUUAGAUUUAAAAUAAAAAGAAGUUUAAACAGAUUUAGAUUCACUAUAAUUAAAUGAUUAAAUCUCAUAAUUGGAAUAAUUAUAAGGUUAAAUUCUAUAGAUGUAAUAAUAAGAAUAAACUAAAGAUCAAUUAAUUAUUAAUCAGUAAAUUGAAUUGCAGUAAUAAAAUUUAAAAUCAAUAGAAGAGCAAUAGGUUUUAGAAUAAAGAUUGAAAGAAGCUAUCUCACUUAUUCAAGAAUCAGAAUUAGAUUAUAAAGACUCUAUAUGUGAGACUCUUAAUUUAUAAAUUUAACAAUCAUAAUAACUCUCAUAAAAAUUGAUUAGAUUAGAAAAAGAAGAUACUCUGUAAAAGAUUGAUUUAAUGGAAAAAGAAUAAGUAAAUUAAGAAUUAGAAUCUAAAUUGACUUAAGCAGUUUAGGAUUUUAUUGAGAUAAUAAAGAAAAAAAAAUAACAAAUUAAAAAAUUGAUGAAAUAAAAAAGUAAUUUAUAAGAUACAUUAAUAUAAAUAUCUUCAAGUUAUAACAUAGAAAUUAAGUAACCAGAAAUCUUAGAAGAAGAUAUAGAGUCAUCAUAAAUUAGAAGUAUUGAUUAAUUAUCUGACAUGAAUAAAGAUCAAGAACAAAUAAAAAAUACAUAAUAAGAUGAAGAAUAUAUUGAUGAACAAGAUGAAUUAGAUUAUUAAUUAACAGACAGAAGUAAAAUUAUAAAUUAAGAGGAUGGAUCAAAAGUUAAAAAAUAACUCAAAAAAAUCAUACAAAUUAAUGAAAAAAUUGAUUCAUAAUAUUUAUUAUAAGAAAAUAAUAAAUAAGUUAAUGAACUUCAAGAUGAUUUUGAAAAAAAUUUAUAAGAACUAGUAUAAAAUUCAGAGUAAACACAAAAUUCAUAAAGUUUUAAUUAAUUUGUAGAAAAUUAAACACCAACACUUAAAUAAAAUUAAAAUUAAAAUAAUGAUUAAAGUAUUUCAAAAAGAAAAGGAAGUUAACUUAGUUAAUAAAACCUUUAAAAGCCAAAAUAAUAGGCUACUGUACAAAGAUAGAAAAAAAUAUCUUAACAAAUUGAAUUUAAUAAAGAAGAUAAUAAUUAAAUAGUUAUUGAAUAAUAGUAAGGUUAAAAAAAUCAAAAUUAAUAAAUUAUGAAAAAAUAAAUAGAUAAAUAAUCCUCUGAAUCAUAAAUAUUAGAUGGUUCCUAAUAAAAUUAGUAGUCAGUUUAAUAAAGAAAGUAAUAAUUAGUAACAGAAAAUGAACUUUUUUUAAAUUUAAAAAAUAAAAAAUCAUCAAAAACUCAAAAACAUUCUAUUUUAGAAUCUAAAUAAAAUUCUAAUAUCAAAUCAGCCUAAGAAUUUGAAGAAAUUAAUAGUUCAAGUAACUAAUAUUCAUAUUAGAGAUCUUCUUAAUAAUAUGAUAUCAAAUAAAAAGGAUAGAAGUAAAGUUUGUUUGAAAAAAAUACUAAUAAAACUUAAAAUGAUGAAUCAUUAUCUGAUGAUUUUGAUAUUGAAUCUUCUCCUUUAAUCUUUAAUAAUAUAUAAGGUGAAAGAGUAAAAUAAGUGAUUAUGCAAUAUAAGGAUCAGAAACAAAAAAUUAGAAGUAGACAUAAUCCAAUUUAACUUGAAUAGAAAAAUUAAAAAAGAUUUAGAAGAGUUUAUAGUUAGAAUACAGAUAUUGCUAAUGGAUUAUUAGCUGAUGUGAAAAUAAAGAAGAAGCCUAAUAAGAAAAUAUAAUUUUCAAUUUUGUAAUUAUAAAAAUUAGUUACUCAAAUUCUAAGUGAUAUUUGCAAAUAAGCUGAAGGUUAUAAAAUACCAUUUCAUGUUAGUAUUUAUGAUUAUUAUAAAAAUAAAUAUGGAUUUAAAUAAGUAGCUGAAAAAAAGAUUCGUUAGGUUUACUAAUUUAUUUAUUAUGAAAAAGAAAAUCAUAUAAAGGCUAAAUUAUUGGCUUAAUUUUGUUACAUGAUUGGAGAAAUGGAUGAGAUAGGAUAAAAACUAUUAACAGAAAGUUAUUAAUAUUUUUCAUCUAAAAAUGAUCUUAAUUAUGGUAAGGUUGAUUUAAUGUUAACAUAUGAAUAAGUCAAUGAAUUUCUCUCUGAAAAAUCAUCAAGGUGGUUGCAUCAACAAUAAAUUUAAUCUCUAUUGUUAUCAUAUAGAAACUAGUAAUCAAAUAAUUAAAGAUAUUUUAUUAAUCAUGAUAGUUUGCUUAUUAAAAUUUUAGAAUUGUACUCAAAUAAUAAAAAAGAUUAACAAAGUAUUUUAGAAUCUUUGUUUAAAGCAGCAGAUUUAGAUGGAAAUAAAUUAAUCGAAUUUUCAGAAGUACAUUUUCUGCUUUAUGAUUUUAGUUUAAAACUUUAUAUAGAGCUAUUCAUUAAGAGAAAUUAUGUAAAUCUUAAUUACUUUAAAUUUUUACCAAUAAUGCUGAUUUUCAAGAUGAAAAUGGUGAUAAAAUGUUAACUCUUCCAAGAUUUACUGAAAUGUCCAUUGAAUUAGGAAUAUUUUAAAAAGAACUUGUUUUAAAGUAUGGUGAAGGUAGUGAAGCAUUGAAGAAUUAUUGGGAAAGAGAUUCAACAAUAAUUAAAUAUAGGUAAAUGCAUAGAUUUAAAUAAUUAGAUUUUUGAGAGCUAAGAAAUACUAAAAGGUAAGGCAUACAUUUUCAGAGCUUGAAAAUUAGAUAAAAUCAUAAGAAAAAGAUAAAUAACUUAUUUUAUGGGUAAGUUAUAAAUUGUUAAACGAAGAAUCUUAAAGAGUUUUACUAAAGUAUUCAUAUUCAAUUCACUAUAUAGUUAUGAAACUAGAUAAUGUAUGCUACAAUUAUUACCUGAACUUUACAUAAUAGAAUAACACAAUAAAGAUAUUGAAUAGUUAGAGUGA